AGAACUUUUGUCCUUUUGGUUUAUUUGUGGCAUGGCCAAAAUAUUCUCUCAGCCUAACACUUCACACUCCAAAACACUUCUUCUUCCAGAAACCCCCAAAUUUUCUACUUUUUCCAUUACCAAACUGUAACAGAACCAAAAACAAGAAGAAUCGCACUGUAAAAUUUCGAUAUCAUUUGACGCAUUUGUUGUCGGAUUUUUAGACCGUAAAUAAUCCACAUGGUAAAAGGAGAAAAAUGUAUCCAAAAAAAAACCUAUAAAACCUCAUUCUUCAUCUCUUCCCCCAUUCCGACAUUAAUAAUCCAACGAAACUGAAAACCCGCUUUCCAAGGCAUUAAAUCGUUUCAUUCAUGGCCACUUUUCUAUCAAUAUGUAUCGUUUCCCUUGUCUUAUGCCCAUCUCUUUCCACCGCCCUCGCCGCACCUACUGCACCGCCGGGCAAUGGCGGCCUCAUUCGCGAAGCCUGCAAAGCUUCAAAAACCCCACCGUCGUGUGAAACCUCGCUGUCGCAGGCCACCGGCGGGCCGCCGAGCGGAACCCUAAUGGAUACGAUCAAAUUAGCUAUUUGGGUGUCCCAGACGAACGUCAAGACCACCCAAACCAUGGUGAAUGAUAUCCUCGCGGUUUCCAGAGGGAAUCUGAACAGGACUAAUGCGGCCAAAACGUGCGUGGAGGUUCUCAACUAUUCCGAUUACCGGAGUAAUAUGACGGUUGCUGCUUUGGCUACCGGAAAGAUUAAUAAGGACACGCGCGCCUGGAUGUCGGCGGCCAUGGUUUACCAGUACGAUUGCUGGUCCGCGUUGAAGUAUGUCAACGACAUUCCUAAGGUCAACGAAACCAUGUCUUUUUUGAACAACACCAUUUCGUCGACUAGUAAUGCUUUGGCAAUGAUGCUAAACUAUGACAACUACGGCGAGAAAACGCAAACUUGGGGCCCGCCUAAGACGGAGCGAGAUGGAUUCUGGGAGCGGGUUGACGGGUCGGGCGGAGGUUCGGCCGGGCUUGGUUUCAAGGGUGGCGUGCCGGCCGGGUUGAAACCGGACGUCACGGUGUGUAAUGGAGGAGGAGGAUGUAAGUAUGCCACGGUUCAGGAGGCGGUGAAUGCUUGCCCGAAGAACUUAGUGGCGGGACGGCGGUUCGUGAUUCUGAUCAAGGCUGGAGUUUACCAAGAAACCGUCCGGAUCCCCCUGGAGAAAAAGAAUAUGGUGUUUUUGGGUGACGGGAUCGGUAAGACGGUGAUUACAGGGUCCGGGAACGUCGGCCAGCCGGGCAUUACCACUUAUAUGUCUACUACAGUCGCUGUUAUGGGCGAUGGUUUCAUGGCAAGUGGUCUCACCAUUCAGAACACAGCAGGUUCUGAGGCUCAUCAAGCAGUGGCCUUCAGGUGCAACAGCGACCUUUCCGUCAUCGAAGACUGCGAAUUCCUCGGGAAUCAAGACACCUUAUACGCUCAUGCUCUACGCCAGUACUACAAAUCCUGUCGAAUUCAGGGAAACAUCGAUUUCGUAUUCGGAAACUCAGCUUCCUACUUCGAGACUUGCCUCCUCCUGAUUGCACCAAGGCAAACCGCUCCGGAAAAGGGGGAGACGAAUGCGGUGACAGCCCAUGGUAGAAUCGACCCGGCCCAGUUCAGCGGAUUCGUGUUUUUAAACUGUGUGAUAAAUGGAACCGAAGAGUACAUGAAAUUGUACAGAAGCAACCCAAGUGUCCACCUGAACUACUUGGGACGACCAUGGAAAGAAUAUUCCAGGACAGUAUAUAUCCAGAGCACUUUGGAGGCUCUCAUAUCACCUGAUGGAUGGUUGAUAUGGGACAAGGAUUUCGCCUUGAAGACCCUUUAUUAUGGGGAGUCCGGCAACCUUGGAUCCGGGGCGAAUACUACGAAACGGGUCCGCUGGAGUAGCCUGAUUCCUGCUCAAAAUUUGAAUAGAUAUUCAGUGCAGAACUUUAUUCAAGGUAAUCAGUGGAUACCUGCUAAAGCAUAAUUAUUAGGUUACCAAAUGUAUGCUCUGAUAAGGGCAUCAGUUUUCUUACUUUGCAAAGGCUUAAAGAGGGAGUUAAUUAGAAUGUUAGAUGAUACCAUUGUGCAUCCACACCUGGAUAGUUAUAAGACUUGGUCCAGAUGAGGUGAAAUGUUAGUCCAUUGUUGAAUUGGAUUGUAGCAUAAUUCUUAUUGCUGAAUAAGCUUAGUUAGUUAGGUCAUCACUUGUGAUCCGACUUUCCAACAGCUAAUGGCUUGGAAGUGCAUAAUCAGAAUCAGAAUCAUAAAUUUCAAUGGAGUAAGUGCGUAAUCAGAAUCAGAGAUAUCAACGGAGUUAUGGGCGUUUGGAUAUCUGGCAUCAAUAGUUACAGAUUUCGAAACUUUGUAGUCAAUUGUCGUGAUCUUUAUUUGAUAAGAAGCUUCCUUGAAACACAUGUAGUAGUUUACAAACACACAAGUUCAUAGGUUUAGGAUAAUAGGCG
Oldenlandia corymbosa var. corymbosa is the source of this 2463-nucleotide messenger RNA. The record is from the annotation of a GenBank genome assembly. Lineage: Eukaryota; Viridiplantae; Streptophyta; Magnoliopsida; Gentianales; Rubiaceae.